This is a messenger RNA of Cyphellophora europaea CBS 101466, 1593 nucleotides long. RefSeq lists its product as uncharacterized. The coding region runs from base 1 to 1593 and encodes 530 amino acids. The transcript has a single exon. Lineage: Eukaryota; Fungi; Ascomycota; Eurotiomycetes; Chaetothyriales; Cyphellophoraceae. The record is from RefSeq and is a predicted model, not a curated record.
AUGCCAACACCACACGAGAUUCUGGGCAUCGGCUCAGACGCCACAGAAGCUGCUAUCAAAGCAGCAUACAGAAAACUGGUCCUGCAGUAUCAUCCAGACAAGAAUCCUGAGGAUCCGGAAGUUGCCGCCGAGAAGUUCAAAGAAGUUCAGAAGGCCUACGAGAGGUUGACGGACCCAGAGGCGGCUGAAGAAUACCGUAAGGAGCAGAAGAGAGAAGCCAAAGCUGAAGCCAAGGCUGCUCGUGCCCGCAGACAUAGCGCUCCUGCGACACCAUCUGACCCAAAGCGGGAAGACCCUGGGCGCCAGCACCAGCAGCAGAAGGAGCAACCUUAUGAUCACCGGCGCAAUCGCAAUGCUGACGCUCCCCAGAACCACAAACAUGUCGACAAGCCCCAAGAGCGCGCUUACCGCGCGGCUGCGGACGAAGAAAGGCGUGACGCUCGGAGGGCUAGAGAGCAGGCUAAUGAUGACUUGCAUCGUGCCACAAAGGAGGCGGCGGAGCGGGUGCGUCGUGCUGCUGCUGCCCAGCAUCGCGAUGCGCAAGGGCGGCGAGCUGGUGACGAGCGGGACCAGCCUCGUCGGAGCCGGACCCCACCUCCGCGUCGACGCAAUGGACAAGCUGGCCGACGAGGCAGUGACAGGUCUCCCUCUCCCGAACGAGCCCGUAGCCCAUCGGCCCGCCGUCCGAAACCAAACCCAAGCCACCGAGCGCGCACACCUUCACCCGCGGCGCACCAACACCAACGCCCUGAAUCGGCGCAUCCACCACCUCUCUCCCCCAGAGCCAAGCGUAGAUCCCCCAGUCCACAUCCCCACCGCGACGCCAACUCCGCCCUGUCCCACCUCACCCGCGCCCAGACCCACUCAACAACACUCACCACCUCCCUCACCGCCCUGCAAGACCUCCUCCUCACCACGCUGCACUACACGCCCACGCACCCCCGCCUGGGCCUCGUAACUGGCACCCUCUCCGACCUCUCCACUUUAAGCGCGCGCGUCACGCAGCUCGAGCAGCGCGUCAUGCGCCUGCAGCAGCAGCAGGCCUUCCUCGCCAGGGAAGACACCCGAGCGCUAGAAGCCGCGGGGCGCGAGGCCCAAGCUGUGGAGGUCACGAUUGGCGUGGCGGCGGAGCGAGUGAAGCGCGUGGUCGACGACGUGCUGUCGCGCGAGCAGGGGCGGGCGUGGGACGUCAAGCGUGACUGGGCGGUCGAGGUGCGGAGCAGGGUGUGGAGUGGCGUGGAGGAGCUGAGGGAGCAGGUGCAGGAGCUGCUGGUGCUGAAGCUGAAUGUGAAGUCCAAGCCCGAGCUCAAGCUUGGCAUCGUUGGGGGUGGUGCUGCUGCUGCUGCUGCUGCUGCUGAGGCGGAGAGGAUGCGCGAGCAAGUGGAGCGGGAGAGGAGGUGCCUGGAGAGGGAUCUUAGGGAGAGGGAGCGAGAGGUGGCAAGGCAGAGGAGGGAUGUGCGGCGCUUGAGGUGUGAUGCUGAGAGAGGGAGGAGGGAGUGGGAGAGGGAGCGGGAGCGGGAGCGGGAGCGUCGGCGCCGGGAUCAUCAUCAUUCGCAUGUGAGGGUCGUCCGUGAGUACCAUGAGUACCGGUGA